Messenger RNA from Fusarium proliferatum ET1, 1104 nucleotides. RefSeq lists its product as uncharacterized. Lineage: Eukaryota; Fungi; Ascomycota; Sordariomycetes; Hypocreales; Nectriaceae. The transcript is spliced from 2 exons. Gene Ontology annotation, molecular function: serine-type endopeptidase activity. Gene Ontology annotation, biological process: proteolysis. The record is from RefSeq and is a predicted model, not a curated record. Bases 1 to 1104 code for a protein of 367 amino acids.
AUGUUGAUCCUCAACUUGAUCACCAUCGCCAUCUUGGCCCUCAGCAACCAGGUAUUCGCUUCACCUGUCCUGGGCGACAACAUACUUCAGGCUCGCAAUCACCCUCCUCCACCACCACCACCGCCUCCCGUUCCUCCACCUGUUCCCCCACAUCCUCCGCCCCCUCUUCCCACAACAACCACCGCAAACAAGUCAACUGUACAAGUUCACCGACGUAUUGUCCCACAAACUGGCCCUAUCCCAAGAAUCCACCUCGUCCCAAGGCACCAGCUCGACAACUUCGCCGGCAAACCCGUUCCUCCACAUCGACCACUUCCGCGGCGCGACAUUCCAGGCAUUGUUAAGGUGAUCGGCAAAAUACCAGACUUUGUAAAAGACGACAGGUACGAAUGGAAUAACACACAAUACCCCGCCUAUUCCCUCGGGAGGAUCCUCCUGGGCGCAAAGUCAUUUGCGAACGCCAAGGGGAGAACUUGCAGUGGCUCAUUGGUUGGUCCACGACAUGUCUUGAUAGCGAGGCAUUGCUUCGGAGAUAAACUAGCCGACAGUGUUACAUUCGAAUCCAACUUUUUCGAGGGUCGGAGCGGAGGAAUUUCGUACGUGACGGACAUCAUCGCUGUAGACGGCCUAGAAUGUCACAAAAACCCCAAAAAUGGACAAGAGAUUUUUGAUUGCGCACUCAGUAACGAUUGGGCUAUCUUGAUUCUCGCGGAUCGAAUGGGUGAGACGCACGGGUACCUCGGGGUAAAAGAAUCUAACACAAAUACACUGAUUAACAAGAAAGCUUUUUCACACGUGGGAUAUCCUACCAACUCUUUGUAUCAUAUAGCAAAGCCUAUGCGGCAGGAUGGAAUCACCGUGGAGAAAUGUUAUCACUCCUGCGAUAUUCCCGGCGAUCGGCUGAUCACGGAUGCAGAUUGCCAGAGCGGAGCAUCAGGAGGGCCGUUGUUUAGGAUGGAAGAUGGACUGGCUUGGCAAUAUGGCGUGGCGAGUUCACGGUUUGGGGACCUCACCAAAAGCGUGGCUCCUCCGGAUAGGUGUGCUUUUGUAUCGAGCACCAAGUUUAUCAGUGCAGUUGCUAUGGUGCGAGAGCAAUUCCCUUAG